Venustampulla echinocandica is the source of this 306-nucleotide messenger RNA. Its product is annotated as NADH-ubiquinone oxidoreductase subunit, mitochondrial. NCBI's taxonomy places the organism in Eukaryota, Fungi, Ascomycota, Leotiomycetes, Helotiales, Pleuroascaceae. Bases 1 to 306 code for a protein of 101 amino acids. The record is from RefSeq and is a predicted model, not a curated record. The transcript is spliced from 2 exons.
AUGGCUCCAACACCCGAGUCCGCAGCUUUCCUUGCGAAGAAACCCACGGUUCCCCCAACGUUCGACGGCGUUGAUUACGACGAUAAUACCCGCCUAAAGCAAGCUCAAGAUGCAAUCAUUCGGGAACAAUGGGUGAAGACGAUGAUGGCGCGAUUGGUUAGGGAGGAGUUGGGGCGGUGCUAUUAUCGGGAGGGUGUCAAUCAUCUAGAGAAAUGCGGCACUCUACGAGAACGAUAUUUCGAGCUACUUAAGGAGUCUAAGAUCCGCGGUUAUCUGUUCGAGCAACAGAAUUACAUCUCGAAGUAA